AUGGAUGUAAUUUUUGAAGUGCAAAGAGGAAGACCAUUCUCAAUUGAAGUAGGAUUCUUUGAUACAAUUUUAGAAAUCAAAGAAAAAAUUCAAAAGUAUCAAGGAAUUCCGGUCUCUAAACAAACCCUAAUCUUCAAUGGCCAAAUUCUUCAAGACGACGGUGACAUUUGGAAAUGCGCAAUUUUUCAAAACUCGCGCAUUCACCUCAUGGUUGCCUCAGAUUCCGAUCAUCACAAACCGCCGGUUGAAGAUACCAAAUUUCACCUCAACAUCAAAACUCCUUCAUCCAAAUCCCACAUUCCCAUCGAAAUCGACAAAAACGACACCGUUUUAAAGUUGAAAGAGAAAAUUCAUGACAUUGAUCAAAAUAAUGUCCCACUGAACAAAGUCAUGUUGCACUCGACUGGAACCGAAUUGCACGACAAUCAGUUGUUACGCGAUUGUGAGUUUUCGGAGAAAAAUGAAAUUGAGGUGAGUUUUAAGCCACCGAUGCCGACAGCACCGGCGGUGGUUAGUGGUGGAGGCGGAGCCUCGAAGAAAUUGAAGCUGAUGGUUUUGCCAAAGAGUGGAACAAAGAAAAUUUCUGUGGAGAUGAAUGCUUCCGAUAAUGUCGGAGAAUUAAGGAAAGAGCUUCAAAGAUUGAAUCAAAUGCUUCAACUUCAUCUUCCACAAGAUGGUUACUUUUUCAUUUACAAGCAGAAUGUUAUGGAUGAUGAUAAGUCAUUUCGAUGGCAUCAUGUUAGUCAAGGUGAUACCAUUGAAAUCUUUAAUGGUAGUGUCACUGGUGGAUCAUGA
Molecule: messenger RNA, 795 nt
Organism: Trifolium pratense (red clover)
Lineage: Eukaryota; Viridiplantae; Streptophyta; Magnoliopsida; Fabales; Fabaceae
Product: ubiquitin domain-containing protein 7SL RNA1-like
Exons: 1
Coding region: 1-795 (264 amino acids)
Biological process (GO): proteasome-mediated ubiquitin-dependent protein catabolic process
Cellular component (GO): nucleoplasm; cytosol
Molecular function (GO): proteasome binding; polyubiquitin modification-dependent protein binding; ubiquitin binding
Source: RefSeq, a predicted model, not a curated record